Molecule: messenger RNA, 4456 nt
Organism: Haplochromis burtoni (Burton's mouthbrooder)
Lineage: Eukaryota; Metazoa; Chordata; Actinopteri; Cichliformes; Cichlidae
Product: protocadherin Fat 3
Biological process (GO): homophilic cell-cell adhesion
Cellular component (GO): plasma membrane
Molecular function (GO): calcium ion binding
Source: RefSeq, a predicted model, not a curated record
GACUGCUUCAGCAUGGAGUUAUGAUGGAAUGGAUAUGAAUAUGAGCCAGUGGGAAGGCAUUCGAGCCCCUCAUCUCCGCCUGGCCUUGCUGCUGCUGUUGGUAUUCUUGAAGUCACCACUCUGCAACAGUCAGAACACCCAUGGGGCUCCUCAAGAUGAAUCUCACUUCAGCUUCACUCAGCCUGUCUACCAUGCCACAAUUUAUGAAAACUCAGCAGCACGCACCUAUGCCAACAGUAAAAUUAAAAUGGGCAUCCACCUCGCCCAGCACUCCUGGGAGAUCCGCUACAGAAUCACCUCAGGUGACGAUGACGGUUUUUUCAAGGCAGAGGAGUAUGUACUCGGAGACUUCUGUUUCUUACGCAUAAGGACUAAAGGUGGUAAUGCCGCCAUAUUGAACCGAGAGAUUCAGGAUAAUUAUGUAUUGACAGUGAAAGCUUCUGUCAAGGGAGAGGCUCUUCUUGAGACCUGGACUAAAGUCAGUAUUCAGGUUUUGGAUAUGAAUGACCUCCGGCCCUUGUUCUCUCCUACCACAUACUCCGUCACCAUAGCAGAGAGUACCCCUCUCAGAACUAGUAUAGCACAAGUUACUGCCACAGAUGCGGAUAUCGGUUCCAAUGGAGAGUUUUACUAUUUUUUCAAGGAAAAAACUGAACUGUUUGCUGUACACCCAACUAGUGGAGUGGUUACUCUCAGUGGAAGGCUUAAUGUCGAUGAGCAGAACCGUUAUGACUUAGAAAUUCUAGCGGUGGACCGUGGCAUGAAGCUUUAUGGAAAUAAUGGUAUCAGCAGCACAGCCAAACUUUUUGUCCAUGUAGAGCGUUUAAAUGAACAUGCUCCACUCAUGAAUGUCCUCACCCACAGCCCCUCAUGGCUGGAUAAAAAUCUUGUGUAUGCAGUGGUUACUGUUGAGGACCAAGAUGAAGGCUUAAAUGGAGAAAUAGAUUCCUUGGUCAUUGUAGGAGGAGAUCCGUCAGAGCAGUUUUUUGUUGACAGAACUAAAGAAGGAGAGUUUGCUAUUAAAGCCUUUGAGUCAAUAAGUCAAACGUACCCUUAUGGCUGUAAUCUUAGCUUGCAGGCUAAAGACAGGGGCACCCCACAGAAGUUAUCUGCUGUUGAAGUCAUCCAAAUCAAGGUCGAAAAACAUCAAAAUUCAGAUGCUAAAUUUAUGCAAGAGUUGUAUGAUGUCAGUUUAAAUGAAAUUUCACCUCCAGGUACACUUGUAGUGGCUGUUAAAAUCACACCAGAACCUGAUGAUGCAGAAUAUAUCUUAACAACCUCUGCGGAUUCAUCCUUUUUUCAAAUGAAUACCCUAACGGGUGUAAUCUCUACUGCUCGCUGGUUCACUCAGGUGUUCCAGGAUGUCUUUAAUCUUGAAGUAGUGGAAAUGGAUAGUAAUCUCAAAGUUAAAGUGAGGGUAACCAUUGAGGAUGCCAAUGAUCACACACCAACAUUUGCUCAGUCCUCUUAUGAGGUUUUUGUUAAUGAAAGUGUACCAGUUGCAACCAGUGUAUUAACAAUUUCUGCAGUUGAUAAAGAUAAAGGUGAAAAUGGAUACAUAACUUACAGCAUUUCCAGUCUUCAGCCAUUACCCUUUAAAAUCAAUCAGUUUUCUGGUGUUAUAAGCACUACUGAAGAGCUGGAUUUUGAAUCCUCAUCAGAAAGCUUUAUGUUCAUAGUCAGAGCAUCUGACUGGGGGUCUCCUUACAGACGAGAAAGUGAAGUCAAUGUAACAAUCCAUCUAGAAAAUGUAAAUGAUAAUCAGCCAUUGUUUGAGAAGGUAGCAUGCCAGGGGAUUAUUCCUGAGGAUUUUCCAGUAAAUGAAGUUAUUACUACAAUGUCUGCAAUUGAUAUAGAUGAAUUAGAGUUAGUGAAAUAUAAGAUUAUUUCAGGUAACGAACAGGGGUACUUUGACCUCAACCCAGAUUCAGGGGUUCUUGCACUGCAGCAUUCUCUCUCAAGAGCCCAUCCAAAGAGUGGUUUAUUUAGUUUAAAAAUAACUGCCACUGAUGGUGAGAGCUUUUCGGAUCCUAUGUUUGUCAAUAUCUCAGUUGUUUAUGGAAAAUCUUCUUCCAAACGUUUCACAUGUAAAGAAACAAAUGUGGCUCAAAAAUUAGCUGAAAAGUUACUGAAAAAGUCCAAAGCUAGCAAUAAACCUAAAAUUGAGGAAGGUUUUAUUGACCUUUUUUCUGUGAAUCGGCAGACACCCCAGUUUGACAAAACAUUUCCCACAGAUAUUACUGUGCAGGAAGACCUUAAGGUAGGCUCAAGUGUUUUCAAUGUGAAUGCCUAUGAUGGGGACACAGGUUUCAAUGGUCAAAUUCUAUACUCUAUUUCAGAUGGAAAUAUUGAUAACUGUUUUACCAUUGACAUACAGACGGGACUUAUCAGUGUGUUCCUACACAUGGACAGAGAAAAAAGAGAUCGCUAUCUCCUCAACUUAACUCUCUAUGACCUUGGCCUUCCACAGAAAAGUUCCUGGCGGUUGCUUACUGUCUAUAUAGAAGAUGCAAAUGAUAAUGCACCCCAAUUUUUGCAAGAAGGAGGCUUUAGAAUUGUCAUACCUGAAAACCUAGCCAUAGGUACUGACGUCAUCCAGGUUGAGGCCAUUGACAAAGAUCUUGGGCCCAAUGGCGAGAUUGUAUACUCUCUUUUGACAAGCACCACUCAGUUUGGUAUCAAUUCCACUAGUGGGAUAUUAUAUGUUGCUGGCCAACUAGACAGGGAGUUUGUCUCUACGUUUAACCUAAAAAUUGAGGCUCGGGACAAAGCGGAGAAAGGAAGCCAGAAGUUUUCUGUAACCACACUGAAAAUCAUUUUGGAGGAUGUAAAUGACUGUCCUCCACUAUUUAUCCCUGCUGUGUACAGAACCAGGGUUCUGGAGGAUCUCCCAGUAGGAACAGUUGUAGCCUGGUUAGAAACUCUGGAUCCAGAUUUGGGGUUGGGAGGCCAGGUUCGGUACUCCCUAGCCAGUGAUUAUAAUGGAUGGUUUGAAGUAGACAGGGCAAAUGGAGUUAUUCGACUCACAAAGGAGCUGGACUAUGAGACACAGCAGUUCUACAACCUUACUGUAAAGGCCAAAGACAAAGGAAGGCCUGUUUCUCUUCUUUCUGUUACCUUUGUGGAGGUGGAGGUUGUAGAUGUGAAUGAAAACCUCUAUGCCCCAUACUUUUCUGAUUUUGCUUUGACUGGAUUAGUUAAAGAAAAUGCCCGGAUUGGAACCACUCUACUCCAGGUCACAGCUAAUGAUGAUGAUGCUGGCAGAGAUGGAGAAGUUCAGUACUCCAUUCGAGAUGGGAGUGGGCUUGGAAGAUUUGCCAUAGAUGAAGAGACAGGCGUGAUCUACACCACUGAUAUGUUGGACCGAGAGAGCAAGGACUCCUAUUGGCUAACAGUUUAUGCCACCGACCACGGUGUGGUUCCUCAGUUCACCAGUAUUGACGUAUUUAUCCAGGUGGAGGAUGUUAAUGACAACGCCCCGUUGACUUCUGAACCUCUGUACCGAACCUCAGUGCCUGAGAAUUCUCCACGUGAUGUUUCUGUAAUCCAGAUCGAGGCUCAAGAUCCUGAUGCCACACUCUCCACUACUGCUGAGAGGCUCAACUACCGCAUUAUUAGUGGAAACCCACAGAAUUUCUUCACCGUCAAUACCCGCACUGGUCUGAUCACCACAACCUCCAGGAAACUGGAUCGUGAACAACAAACAGAGCAUAUUUUAGAGGUGUUGGUGUCAGAUGGUGGCCCUAAUCCCAAGCAAAGUACUGUUUGGGUGAUAGUUCAAGUCCUGGAUGAAAACGACAACAAGCCCAUAUUUCCUGAGAAGGUGUAUCAAGUCAAACUUCCAGAGAGGGAGCGUAGAAAGAAGGGAGAACCAAUCUAUCGGGUGUUUGCCUAUGACCGUGAUGAUGGGCCAAACUGUGACCUCUCCUACAGCAUUGUGGAUGGCAAUGAGGAUGGGAAGUUCUUCAUCGACCCCAAGACAGCAGUGGUAUCUUCACGCAAGGCCUUCAGUGCAGGGAGCUACGACAUCCUGACUAUCAAAGCAACAGACAAUGGACGUCCUCAGAAAUCCUCCACAGCGCGACUCCACAUUGAGUGGAUCCGCCGACCGCCAGCUCUCACUCUACCGCUGAUUUUUGAUGAACCAUUCUACAAUUUCACUGUGAUGGAGAAUGACAGGGUGGCUGAGAUUGUGGGUGUGGUAUCUAUGCAGCAGAGCUCCACCCCUUUGUGGUUUGACAUCACAGGUCCCAGGUCUUUCCGUGAGAUGUUCUAUAUUCUGCAGAGCACUUGUGGCAGGAACUGUUCCUCAGAAGGUGGGAACAGUGACAGUGUGUUUGAUGUAGCGAAGACUGUGGGCACCAUCAUCAUUGCCAAACCUCUUGAUGCUGAACAGUGCUCCUUCUACAACAUGACAGUGCAGGCUACAGAUGGCACCAAGACUGCAUAUACCCAG